Molecule: messenger RNA, 1346 nt
Organism: Oryza sativa Japonica Group (Japanese rice)
Lineage: Eukaryota; Viridiplantae; Streptophyta; Magnoliopsida; Poales; Poaceae
Product: momilactone A synthase-like
Source: RefSeq, a predicted model, not a curated record
CGAGCUGAGCCAGCCAACAAGCAAACAAUGCCUUCUAGAACAGGGCCCAUACAUACCACCAUUGAUAAGGGCCACGAAUCCUGUUUCCUUCAUGAGAAACGUGGGGAGAUAUCUCUCCCUUUUUAAGGACCUCAGCCACCACUGAUCGGUCAAGGAGAAGCACACCACACCUGAAUACUUGAGGUUUGAGGAGGGCAGCUGAAGAGCAAGGCAGGAUGUACAGCGCCCUUCACCUCGUUCAGAGGGGCAAGAGCAGAGCAGGGUUGACGAUGUUGACUGGAUUCGUCAACCGCUUCUCUUCCGUGUCAAGACCCGAAAGGUUGGCUGGAAAGGUGGCCGUGAUCACCGGCGGCGCAAGCGGCAUCGGCGAGGCGACGGCCAAGGAGUUCAUCCGCAAUGGCGCCAAAGUCAUCAUCGCCGACGUACAAGACGAUCUCGGCCACGCCGUCGCCGCCGAGCUCGGCCCAGAUGCGGCCUACACCCGCUGCGAUGUCACCGACGAGGCGCAGAUCGCGGCGGCCGUGGACCUCGCCGUGGCGUGCCACGGCCGCCUCGACGUCCUGCACAACAACGCCGGGGUCACGUGCUCCUACGUGGGGCCCCUCGCCUCCCUAGACCUCGCCGACUUCGACCGCGUCAUGGCGGUGAACGCCCGGGCGGUGCUCGCCGGCAUCAAGCACGCGGCGCGCGUGAUGGCGCCACGGCGCGCCGGCUCCAUCCUCUGCACGGCCAGCGUGGCGGGCGUGAUCGGCAGCGAUGUCCCCCACGCGUACAGCGUCUCCAAGGCGGCAGCCAUCGGCGUGGUGAGGUCCGCCGCCGGCGAGCUGGCGCGCCACGGCGUGCGGCUGAACGCCAUCUCGCCGCACGGCAUCGCGACGCCGCUGGCGAUGCGCGGGUUCGGCGACGUGCUGGCGUGGGCGGACGCCGAGAGAUUGAAGCGGGUCAUCGAGGAGGACAUGAACGAGCUGGAGGGCGCAAAGCUGGAGGCGGAGGACAUCGCGAGGGCGGCGGUGUACCUCGCCUCCGACGAGGCCAAGUACAUCACUGGGCAUAACCUCGUCGUCGAUGGCGGGUUCACCGUCGGCAAGCGCCUCAACUUCGCGCAUGCUUGAGUUCAGAAAAUCCGAAAAUUUGACUUCCAUGUGGACUUUGUUUUAUUGGAAUAAUAAUUCAGAGUUUGUGUAUUGAUUACCAGUUUGUUGUUUAGAUUUGGUAAUAGGGAAAUAAGGAUAAUCUUAAUCCAGAAACUAUCAAUUAGUUUUUAUACUUGACAUGUCAUAAAAAUCAUCUAUAGAAAUUUAUGUAUCUAAUAGGUGUUUUCUUUAAAAUAAAUUAUUAUUCAAUUA